CCGGUGAUGUACCGCAGCCGGUGCGCCCUCAGAGCUUAUAAAGGCAGGAGGAGCAGGAGGAGACCCCCAGUCUGUCUGUCUGUCUGUCUGUCACCUCACAGCCGAGCACCGACAUGUCUGACUUCACAGAGGACCAGAUCAUGGAGUUCAAGGAGGCCUUCCUUUUGUUUGACCGGACGGGUGAGGGGAAGAUCACCUACAGUCAGUGUGGGGACGUCAUGCGGGCCCUUGGACAGAACCCUGUCAAUGCUGAGGUGCUCAAGGUCCUGGGAAACCCCAAGUUGGAAGAGAUGAACCACAAGAUGCUGGACUUUGAACAGUUCCUGCCCAUGCUUCAGGCCAUUGCUAAGAAUAAAGACCAGGGCUCCUUUGAGGAUAUCGUAGAGGGCCUGCGUGUCUUCGACAAGGAAGGAAACGGUACAGUGAUGGGAGCAGAGCUACGCCAUGUUCUCACUACACUAGGUGAAAAAAUGACAGAGGAGGAGGUGGAGACUCUUUUAGCGGGACAUGAAGACGCCAACGGUUGCAUUAACUAUGAAGAACUCGUCCGGAUGGUGAUGAGCGGUUGAGGAUUUCACAAACACACUUCCAGCUUUAACUUUAUUCCUAAAUGUUUUUGUAUCUUUUGUCUCAUCUUGCCGUUCCGUCCACGUCGUCCUACCUUCAUCAAGUCCGUGUUUUCUUUUUUUUUUUCUUUGACACCUUUUUUUUUUUUUUUUUAAAUUUAAUUUCAAAAGUGCCUUUUCUGUCUAAUGUGAAGAAACCCGUUCAUCUCAUCUUCCUACAACGUUAUAAAGCCUCACAGGUACAAUCGGCAGCAACAUUCCCUCCAUGAUUUUCACCUUUUCCAUCUUUGUCAAUCGCUUCGUCAGACUAUGGAUGGAUAUGAUAAUGUGACAUGUUACAUUUAACAGUAUUGAAUAAAAAUCAUGGUUUCCAAAGUAU
Larimichthys crocea (large yellow croaker) is the source of this 945-nucleotide messenger RNA. RefSeq names its product myosin, light chain 6, alkali, smooth muscle and non-muscle (gene myl6). The transcript is spliced from 6 exons. Gene Ontology annotation, molecular function: structural constituent of muscle; calcium ion binding. The coding region runs from base 114 to 569 and encodes 151 amino acids. The record is from RefSeq and is a predicted model, not a curated record. Gene Ontology annotation, cellular component: myosin II complex. NCBI's taxonomy places the organism in Eukaryota, Metazoa, Chordata, Actinopteri, Sciaenidae.